CCGGGGUCAGCGCUAAAUAAUGGUAACGGAGCUGUAGCCAUUUCAAAUAUACCUCGCCUAAAAUAGAUGUUACAUCGCAUUAGCCCACACGUAUCAAACUUAUGACAUUUCACUCACUGACAUUUAAAACCAAAACAAAACAGAACGAAACACAACACGAAAUAACAACGAAUAUAUAUUUAGUUUAGAAAAAAAAACUUUAAAUUUCUAGUGUGUUCGCAAAUAUGAUGGUAAAAAUAUUAACCCUGACUGGGGAUGAACUGGAAAUCGACGUUGAACCAACUGACACGAUCCUCACCAUCAAAGACAAAUUGGAGGAACGCGAAGGUAUCCCGGUGGACCAACAGCGGCUGAUCUAUCAAGGAAAAAAAAUGAAAGAUGACCAGACUGUGAAGAAUUACAAAAUCCAGCCAGGCACAACACUGCAUUUGGUGAUAGCCCUCAGGGGCGGACUAAAGUACGCCCGAGGGGAGUCGGAGAAAGCGUAUUAUCGGAAGUUCAUCGAGCCGCAUAAGGGCAUCUUCACCUGCUCCGAUAGCUACUACAGAAAACUAGAAGCAGAUUCGGGAAGCAGCUCCAGCACUAUAUAAAAGACACAUAUGACAUAGUUUAAAAAAGCAUUGGCUA
Molecule: messenger RNA, 627 nt
Organism: Nicrophorus vespilloides
Lineage: Eukaryota; Metazoa; Arthropoda; Insecta; Coleoptera; Silphidae
Product: NEDD8-like
Exons: 2
Coding region: 225-590 (121 amino acids)
Biological process (GO): regulation of proteolysis; protein neddylation; modification-dependent protein catabolic process
Cellular component (GO): cytoplasm; nucleus
Molecular function (GO): protein tag activity; ubiquitin protein ligase binding
Source: RefSeq, a predicted model, not a curated record